AUGGAGGUUGAAGCUGCGCAGGGCUCCAAGCCCAAGCCCGAGAGACUACCCAUCACCGUCUCGAAACCGACCCCCUACACCUUCGACCUGGGCUACCUGCUCGCCAACGACCCGAACCCACUUGAAGUGUCACGGUCUGCCCCGCUGGACGCCUCGCUCAAGGCGACAGCCCGGGACGGCGCUCAGUCGCUGGUCAACCAGCUGCUGACGACGUGCGCGAUCACCUCGUCGACGCAGCACGGGGUGUUGCUGACGCUGCCGCCGCCGACGACACACCUGCCGCGACACAAGCCCGUGCCGAAGCCCAAGCCGCCGACGAAAUGGGAGCUUUUUGCCCGCAAGAAGGGGAUCGGCAAGUUCAGCUCGAAACCUGGCGCGGCGCUCGCGGACAAGGAGCGACGCAAGAACCUGGUGUACGAUGAGGAAAAGGGCGAAUGGGUCCCGCGAUGGGGGUACAAGGGCAAGAACAAGGCUGGCGAGAAUGACUGGCUGGUCGAGGUUGACGAGAAGCACUGGAAGAAGGAGGAGGACGCGGCCGCUGUGGGCUCUUCCAUCCGCGGCAUGUCGCGCUCGGAGCGGAAGGAUCGCAUCCGUCGUAACGAGAGAAAAAUGCGUGCCAACGAUCGUCGCUCCAAGAAGUCUGGUGGUGGUUGA
Messenger RNA from Penicilliopsis zonata CBS 506.65, 654 nucleotides. RefSeq lists its product as hypothetical. NCBI's taxonomy places the organism in Eukaryota, Fungi, Ascomycota, Eurotiomycetes, Eurotiales, Aspergillaceae. The coding region runs from base 1 to 654 and encodes 217 amino acids. The record is from RefSeq and is a predicted model, not a curated record. Gene Ontology annotation, cellular component: preribosome, large subunit precursor; nucleus; nucleolus. Gene Ontology annotation, biological process: ribosomal large subunit export from nucleus; ribosome biogenesis; endonucleolytic cleavage in ITS1 to separate SSU-rRNA from 5.8S rRNA and LSU-rRNA from tricistronic rRNA transcript (SSU-rRNA, 5.8S rRNA, LSU-rRNA). Gene Ontology annotation, molecular function: protein binding. The transcript has 2 exons.